CGAAAAAUUUAGAAGCAGAGAGAGAAAAAAGCGAAUUACAGAGGAGUUCUUCUGUCAUCUCUCUCUCAAAUGUCGACGAAACCCUAGUUAUCUCCGUCUCUCCAACUCACUUUCUGCGAACACACACAACACAUACACACACUGUCUCUCUCCAGUUACAUUUAUUUCCUAUUUUAGGGUUUUUUCAGCUUCAUAUACAUGUACAACUGAUAGAUUCAUAGAGAGAGAAAUGUACAGGGAUCGAGGGGGCGGUUCAUCGAAGUCGGAGAUCGUUGGUGGACCGUUGGAUCGGAAACGAAUUAACGAUGCGUUGGAUAAGCACUUGGAGAAAUCGACACCUUCCACAUCUAGAGCCUUCAAGGAUAAGGCUAUUCCCUCUACAUCCGCCGGUUCCGGUGCCGGAAAAUCGCAUCAGCAGCAUCUCGAUCAUCGCGCCACAAAAAACAAGUGUUCAGAUGAUGAAUCUGAAACAGACAGUGAAGAGUCUGAUGUUAGUGGUUCUGAUGGGGAAGAUACAUCAUGGAUUUCUUGGUUUUGUAACCUGCGUGGAAAUGAGUUCUUUUGUGAAGUUGAUGAUGAAUACAUUCAGGAUGAUUUUAAUCUCUGUGGAUUGAGCAGUCAAGUGCCGUAUUAUGACUAUGCACUUGACCUUAUCCUUGAUGUUGAAUCCUCUCAUGGUGAUAUGUUCACUGAGGAGCAGAAUGAAUUGGUUGAGUCGGCGGCAGAGAUGUUGUAUGGUUUGAUCCAUGUGCGGUACAUUUUGACUAGCAAGGGAAUGGCUGCAAUGUUAGAGAAGUACAAGAACUACGACUUUGGGAGAUGUCCACGAGUUUAUUGCUGUGGACAGCCUUGCCUUCCAGUUGGUCAGUCAGAUAUUCCAAGAUCAAGUACAGUAAAAAUAUACUGUCCCAAAUGUGAGGAUAUCUAUUACCCCCGAUCGAAGUACCAAGGCAAUAUCGAUGGAGCUUACUUUGGAACAACGUUUCCACACCUUUUUUUGAUGACGUACGGACACCUCAAGCCACAAAAACCAACACAGAAUUAUGUUCCGAGGGUAUUUGGUUUCAAACUCCACAAGACUUGACAGACAGUGAAGUCCGUUGUGAUAUUGUGAAGAUAUUACAUUUUUCUGCCACUAUCAGUUCUUCCCUGGCUGUGAAGUACAAUUCAUCAUGGUAGAACCCAGGUGAAACAGGAGUUCUAGAUAUGACAAACUUGAUUCAUUGAUCAAGAAGCAACUAUGGCCAAUCUGUCAAGUGAAAUUCUGUCUUCAAAAUUUCAUCAUGAAAUACAAGAGCAUCUGUAAGCUUGUUUCUUUUCUAGGUAGAGAAUUGCAUUUGUUCCUCAUGUAGUUCUUUGUUAUCUUUAUAUCCUUUUUCUCUUGGUGCUUCAGUGCUGAAUGCUACCAUUUACACCAGAGGCACUCAUCUGGAGGGCUAGGUUAGGGUACAUGAAGGUUUUCCUCCUUUCUGUAGGACCAUUUCCAGAUGUAAUGUUGCAUGAUGGUAGUAAAGGUUAUUCCAAUUUGAUAUAAUGACGAUAAAAAACAAAAUAUAAUGAUAGAUAAAUGUGAGGCACGAAGGUACAAUCCUUGAAUUUUGGUACCUGCACACUGUAAUUGCAUUUACAUUUGUAAUACUUGGUGGCUUAUUUGA
Molecule: messenger RNA, 1655 nt
Organism: Nicotiana tabacum (common tobacco)
Lineage: Eukaryota; Viridiplantae; Streptophyta; Magnoliopsida; Solanales; Solanaceae
Product: putative casein kinase II subunit beta-4
Cellular component (GO): protein kinase CK2 complex; cytoplasm
Molecular function (GO): protein kinase regulator activity
Source: RefSeq, a predicted model, not a curated record